GAGGAGGUGGCUCAGGCGGGGCGGGGCCGCGCGGAGGGGGCGGGGCCUGGGUGUGGGCGCGAGCGCAGGAGCGGGCGCUAUCGCGGUCCUUACCCCAAGUGCCGGUCCGUGGAACCUGGGUUCUGGGACCCGGAGAGCGUGGCGGGCGGGAGCGGACGGAUGGACGGGAGAGAGUAGCAAGCAGGGAGGCAUGAUGAUUUCUCAGGACACAGCUUGGAACAGUUGAAGAAAGCACCGGGCCAAGAUGAGGACCAAUAAGGUCUACAAGCUCGUCAUACACAAGAAGGGAUUUGGGGGCAGCGAUGAUGAGCUCAUGGUGAAUCCCAAAGUGUUCCCCCAGAUUAAGCUGGGGGACAUUGUGGAGAUCGCACACCCCAAUGACGAGUACAGCCCUCUGCUUCUGCAGGUGAAGUCACUCAAGGAGGACCUGCAGAAAGAAACGAUCAGCGUGGAUCAGACGGUGACCCAGGUGUUCCGGCUGAGACCGUAUCAGGACGUCUAUGUGAAUGUCGUUGACCCCAAGGAGGUGACUCUUGAUUUGGUAGAACUCACUUUUAAGGACCAAUACAUUGGGCGUGGAGAUAUGUGGAGGCUGAAGAAGAGCUUGGUCAGCACAUGUGCCUACAUCACUCAGAAGGUAGAAUUAGCAGGGAUUCGGGCCCAGGCAGGUGAGCUGUGGGUGAAGAGUGAAAAAGUCAUGUGUGGGUACAUCAGUGAAGACACACGGGUGGUGUUCCGCUCGACUUCAGCGAUGGUUUAUAUAUUUAUUCAGAUGAGCUGUGAAAUGUGGGAUUUCGAUAUUUAUGGAGAUUUGUAUUUUGAAAAAGCUGUGAAUGGUUUCCUUGCUGACCUCUUUACCAAGUGGAAGGAAAAGAACUGUAGCCACGAAGUGACCGUGGUCCUGUUUUCCAGGACAUUCUAUGAUGCCAAGUCCAUUGAUGAGUUUCCCGAGACACACCGAGCCUCAAUUCGCCAGGAUCAUGAAGGCCGAUUCUAUGAAGACUUUUACAAAGUAGUGGUUCAGAACGAGAGACGAGAAGAGUGGACGUCGCUCUUAGUGACCAUUAAGAAGCUCUUUGUCCAGUACCCAGUGCUGGUGCGGCUGGACCGGGCAGAGGGCUUUCCUCAGGGUGACAAUUCUACCUCGGCCCAAGGGAACUACUUGGAGGCCAUCAACCUGUCAUUCAAUGUGUUUGACAAGCACUAUAUCAACCGUAACUUUGACCGGACGGGGCAGAUGUCGGUGGUCAUCACCCCCGGGGUCGGCGUGUUUGAGGUCGACCGGCUGCUCAUGAUCCUGACCAAGCAGCGGAUGAUCGACAACGGGAUCGGCGUGGACUUGGUGUGCAUGGGGGAGCAGCCGCUCCAUGCGGUGCCGCUGUUUAAGCUGCAUAAUCGAAGCGGCCCCCGGGAUUCCCGCCUCGGGGACGACUACAACAUCCCUCACUGGAUAAACCACAGCUUCUAUACGUCCAAGAGUCAGCAUCUGUGUAACAGCUUCACCCCACGCAUCAAACUGGCAGGAAGGAAGCCUGCAACCGAAAAGGCAAAAAACGGCCGGGAUACCUCCAUCGGGACCCCAAAGGAAUCAGAGAAUGCCCUGCCCAUCCAGGUGGACUAUGAUGCAUACGAUGCCCAAGUGUUCAGGCUGCCUGGCCCGGCCCGUGCCCAGCGCCUCACCACCUUCAGGUCCAUGAGGGAACGUGAGAGCCACGGCCGGAAGAGCUCCAGCAGUUUCGACGUGUCAUCCAGCCCCUCAGUGCAGAGCCGUACCCUGCUGCCCGAGGAGGGGAGGAGCCAGGCCUCAGACGACAGCUCCCUGGGCAAGGGCUCCCACAUCCUGAUGAUCCCCCACUCCCACCUGCACCAGUAUGACGUCAGCAGCUCUCUCGGCUACCCCAGCACCCGAGAUGUCCUGGAGAACCUGAUGGAGUCCCAGCAGCGAGACUCAAGUGCGCCUGGGAGGUUCCACGUGGGCAGUGCCGAGUCCAUGCUGCACGUGCGUCCUGGCGGCUACACGCCCCAGCGAGCGCUGAUCAACCCCUUUGCUCCGUCCCGCAUGCCCAUGAAGCUGACCUCCAACCGGAGGAGGUGGAUGCACACCUUCCCCGUGGGUCCAUCUGGAGAAGCCAUCCAGAUCCAUCACCAGACUCGCCAGAACAUGGCGGAGCUCCAGGGCAGGGGGCAGCGCGAUCCCACUCACUCAUCUGCAGAGCUGCUGGAGCUGGCAUACCACGAAGCGGCAGGAAGGCAUCUCCCUUCCCGCCAGCCUGGGGACAGCACAUCCUUCCUGAAUUUCAGUGGAUCUAACGAGUUUUCUGCCCGCCUCCUCAGCAAUAGUGCGACAGGACCCAGGAGCCAGAACAAGGAUUCUCUAGAAGACAGUGUGUCCGCCUCUUCAGAUCCUAUUCUGACGCUGUCUGCUCCCCCUGUAGUGCCGGGCUUCUGUUGCACAGUGGGAGUGGACUGGAAGUCUCUCACGACUCCGGCGUGCCUGCCCCUCACCACCGACUACUUCCCAGACCGCCAGGGCCUUCAGAACGACUACACCGAGGGCUGUUACGACCUCCUCCCGGAGGCCGACAUGGACAGGAGGGAUGAAGAGGGCAUGCAGAUGACUGCCCAGCAGGUGUUCGAGGAGUUUAUUUGCCAACGUCUCAUGCAGGGCUACCAGAUCAUCGUACAGCCAAAGCCCCAGAAACCCAACCCGGCUGUGGCCCCUCCCCUGAGUAGCAGCCCCCUCUACAGCCGGGGCCUCGUGUCCCGAAACCAUCCUGAGGAGGAAGACCAGUAUUGGCUGAGUAUGGGUCGCACUUUCCACAAAGUGACGUUGAAGGACAAAAUCAUCACAGUCACCCGCUACCUGCCCAAGUAUCCCUACGAGUCUGCCCAGAUCAACUAUACCUACAGCCUGUGCCCCUCGCACUCCGACUCAGAGUUUGUGUCCUGCUGGGUGGAGUUCUCCCACGAACGCCUGGAAGAAUACAAGUGGAAUUACCUGGAUCAGUACAUCUGCUCGGCGGGCUCCGAGGACUUCAGUUUAAUUGAGUCGCUGAAAUUCUGGAGAACGCGCUUCCUGCUGCUCCCAGCAUGCGUCACUGCUACCAAACGCAUCACAGAAGGGGAGGCGCACUGUGACAUCUACGGGGAGAAGCCCCGCUCGGAUGAGGAAGAGUGGCAGCUCUUGGAUGGCUUCAUCCGCUUCAUGGAAGGCUUGAAUCGCAUCCGGCGGCGCCACCGGUCAGACCGCAUGAUACGGAAAGGGGCUGCUAUGAAGGGCUUGCAGAUGGCUGGCCCACUCUCUGCCCACUCUCUGGAGCCGCCGGGACCACCGGUUGGAAAGAAGGGGACGUCUGUCCUCUCGGCUUUGCUGGAAAUGGAAGCCAGUCAGAAGUGUUUGGGAGAGCAGCAGGCCAGCCUGCAUGCCUGCAAGGGCCCUGCCCAUCCAGCAGAGAAUAGUGGUGUGGCCCUCACACCGACCUACCUGGACAGCCCCCGAAAGGAGGGGGCCUUCUUUACGGAGUCUGUCCGCAGCCCACGUACAGCGCCAUCUGCCUUCUACCCCCAGGUCUCGGUGGAUCAGAGUGCCACUCCAGCCUUAGAUGGCACCAGCCUGGGCAUCAGCGUGGGCCAGCCCAUGGACAGAGGCAGCACGCAAGCCUUUGGGAAUGCCCAGGCUGCCGGAGAGCAGGGGUACCCCCUGGCAAACCCUAGCGAUGGCAGCUCUCAGCAGUUCCCAACCAGCUCCCUGAAUACCUCCUCCACCCUGCUGGAGAUCCUGGAGGCCAUGAAACAUCCCUCGACAGGAGUCCAGCUGCUCUCGGAGCAGAAGGGCCUGUCGGCGUCGUGCUUCAUCAGUGCGGAGGUGGUGCACUGGCUGGUGAACAGUGUGGAGGGCGUCCAGACCCAGGCCAUGGCCAGUGACAUCAUGCAGAAAAUGCUGGAGGAGCAGCUCAUUACCCACGCCUCGGGGGAGGCCCUGCGCACCUUCAUCUACGGCUUCUACUUCUAUAAGAUCGUGGCCGAACGCGAGCCCGAGCGAGGGGGCCUGCAGCAGCCCGCGGCCUGGCACUCGGCGGCCAUGGAGGACUUCACGGCCUUCCAGCGGAAGUGGUUCGAGGUGGCCUUCGUGGCCGAGGAGCUGCUGCACUCGGAGAUCCCGGCCUUCCUGCUGCCCUGGCUGCCCAGCCGCCCCGCGUCCUACGCCAGCCGCCACAGCUCCUUCAGCCGCAGCUUCGGCGGGAGGAGCCAGGCGGCCGCACUCCUAGCAGCCACUGUGCCCGAGCAGAGAACGGUGACCCUGGACGUGGACGUGAACAACCGCACCGACCGGCUGGAGUGGUGCAGCUGCUACUACCACGGGAACUUCUCCCUCAACGCCGCCUUCGAGAUCAAGCUGCACUGGAUGGCCGUGACGGCCGCCGUGCUCUCCGAGAUGGUUCAGGGUUGGCACCGGAAGGCCACGUCCUGUGGCUUUUUGUUAGUGCCAGUUCUGGAAGGCCCGUUUGCCCUGCCCAGCUACCUGUAUGGAGACCCGCUGCGAGCCCAGCUGUUUAUCCCACUGAACAUCAGCUGCCUGCUGAAGGAGGGCAGCGAGCACCUGUUUGACAGCUUUGAACCAGAGACUUACUGGGAUCGGAUGCACCUCUUCCAAGAAGCUGUGGCUCACAGAUUCGGAUUUGUACAAGACAAAUAUUCUGCCUCCGCCUUCAACUUCCCUUCUGAGAACAAGCCCCAGUACAUCCACGUCACAGGGACUGUCUUCCUGCAGCUGCCCUACUCCAAGCGCAAGUUCUCGGGCCAGCAGCGGCGCAGGCGCAACUCGACCAGCUCCACCGGCCAGAACAUGUUCUGCGAGGAGCGCGUGGGCUACAACUGGGCCUACAACACCAUGCUGACCAAGACGUGGCGCUCCAGCGCCACCGGGGACGAGAAGUUUGCCGACCGGCUGCUCAAGGACUUCACCGACUUCUGCGUCAACCGCGACAACCGCCUCGUGGCGUUCUGGGCCAGCUGUGUGGACAAGAUGCACGCCAGCGCGCCCUGAGCACCGGGGCCGGGCAAGGGGCCUGGCCCUCCGGGAGAAAGGGCUGGGCGCAAGCAGAGGCCCAGAACUGCUGGGGGGCUGCAAACGACCUGCAGCCUGGGGUGGUGGCCCCCCCGGACGGAGCAGAGACCAAGCAGGGCAGCCACGGAGUGGGCCAGCCGGAGCUGGAGCUGCCGGGGCCGCCCUGGCCGAGGGCAGAGAAAAUUCUGUGAAAUAGUGUAUCAUACGCCAGCGUGAGUGUACAGAGUGUAAAUACGGAAGAGGAAUAAAAACCUGAUGUAGC
Messenger RNA from Monodelphis domestica (gray short-tailed opossum), 5330 nucleotides. RefSeq names its product DEP domain containing 5, GATOR1 subcomplex subunit (gene DEPDC5). The record is from RefSeq and is a predicted model, not a curated record. Gene Ontology annotation, cellular component: GATOR1 complex; lysosomal membrane. Gene Ontology annotation, molecular function: GTPase activator activity. NCBI's taxonomy places the organism in Eukaryota, Metazoa, Chordata, Mammalia, Didelphimorphia, Didelphidae. Gene Ontology annotation, biological process: negative regulation of TORC1 signaling; intracellular signal transduction; positive regulation of autophagy.